Messenger RNA from Fomitopsis serialis, 1084 nucleotides. Its product is annotated as Alpha/Beta hydrolase protein. The transcript has 6 exons. NCBI's taxonomy places the organism in Eukaryota, Fungi, Basidiomycota, Agaricomycetes, Polyporales, Fomitopsidaceae. The record is from RefSeq and is a predicted model, not a curated record. Bases 162 to 1034 code for a protein of 290 amino acids.
AUCUUCGCCUGAUGCAGAAAGGAUAUUGUCAGCCCAUGCGGCGAAUAUAUUGACUUCCUUGCCGACGAUGUCAAUGGCUGGUAUAAAGCGGUGCGAUCCGAAGGUAUCGACGACAACCUCCGCAUCGUCUUCGACCUUCCGUGCUCCCAUAGAUCGCUAGGAUGUCGUUCGAGCCCAUAGUCAAGACCUUGCAUUCCAGCGACGGGACAACCAUUCAUGCCGAAAUCGUCGGUAACCUUCAGAAGCCGUGCCUCGUCUUUGUACACGGGCUGAACAUGUCCUGCCUCGCGUUCGACGGUCUAUUCCGGGACAGUUCUAUGCUUCGCGAAGUCUGCAUGGCACGAUAUGAUCUGCGUGGACACGGACGCAGCGGUAAACCCGAAGAUCCGGAAGCGUACAAGUCGUCGCUCUAUGCUGACGACUUCGUCACUGUGAUGCAAGAAUUCGGCUUCAGCAAGCCAAUCUUGGUCGCUUGGAGCUACGGAGGUACAAUCUCAGCAGAUAUUUACGCCAACCUCAGCGCAGACACCCUUGCAGGGAUUGUCUACGUCAGCGCAGUCCCGUACAUCGGCCCGCCCAUGUUCCCAGACUCCAUAACUCCACCUACCAUCGCACUUAUACAGAGUCAGAUGGUGGGGACGGACAUCACCUCGUACUUCCGUGACAAAGCAGCCUUCGUCGACGCAAUCUGGAAGGACAUCGACAGAGUCGACUACCGCUUACGCCUAACGUGGCUCGGGCCUGCAUACGUGCAGACCCCACAGGUGAUGCGCAACAUCGUCACACGGCCUCAAGACCCAGCGAAGCUCCUGGAAGUCGUACGCAGCGGCAUACCUGUGCUAAUGCUAUAUGGCGAUGCGGACAAGAUGGUGCUUGGGGAGUACGUUGCGGAGAAGAUGAAGCCACAUUGUACGAAUGCGGAAGUAUACGUUGUCAAAGGGGGAGGACAUGCGCCCUUCUUUGAGGACCAGGAGGAGGUCGUGCGUGAGCUCUUGCGAUUCGUUGGCCGUGUCACAACGUCAAGCAAACUAUAGUAACAUGGACUAGGUACAUAUGUGGCUUCCGAAGGAGUAAGUGCGACCUG